AGGAGGAGGAAGAGGAGGGAGAAUGAGAGGAGGUGGACUCAGCGCGGAGCAACCCACUCCAUCUGGAGCGCAAAGCGCACGGAGUCAGCAAACCUGCUGCGGAUUAUUGCGUAAAUCUAGAAAAACAAAUAAUUUCACGCUGACAGAAACUUCAUUUUUAUCUAGGAUCUGACUUUUUUAAAUGACAUGUUGGUGCAAAUUUCCUGUGGAGUCUGUCUGUUCCUGUGCUGCGCUCUCUUAGACCCGGUGUUUUCGUUGCAGUUCCAGUGUGACCUGAUGCUGGAAAUAGAGAAAGAGAGGAGCAUCUGCGAGGCUCAGAUUGAAAACAAAACAACAAGCUGCAGCGUGGAAUGGGACAACAUCACCUGUUGGCCUGGGGCUGAGAUUGGGGAGGUGGUUACCAUUCCUUGUCCGAAGUAUCUCUUCUAUUUCUCGAAGGACAUGCCACCACGUAACGUGUCAAAGAUCUGCACCGCAAAUGGCUUAACCCCCAUCCGAGUGGACUACGUUAGGGAAUGUGGUUACAACCCUAACAACACCGUGGAGGAAAACUCAGGGAAAUUCUACAGUGCCAUUAAAGUGGGAUACACUGUUGGUCACAGCGUGUCACUCAUUUCUCUGAUGAUCGCCAUCUCUAUAUUGUGUCUUUUCCGGAAGCUGCACUGCACAAGGAACUACAUCCACAUGCAUCUGUUUGUGUCUCUCAUCCUCAAAGCUGUGACGGUUUUCAUCAAAGAUGUGGUUCUGUACGAAGUGGGGGAGACCGACAACUGCCAGGGGUCGGUGGGCUGCAAAGCUGUGGUGGUCAUCUUUCACUACGGGGUCAUGGCAAGUUACUUCUGGCUGCUUGUGGAGGGCCUCUAUCUGCACGCUCUGCUGGCCGUCUCCUUCUUCUCUGAGAGAAAGUACUUCUGGUGGUACAUAGUGAUUGGUUGGGGGGUUCCGACAAUCUUCAUAUGUGCAUGGGUGAUUACAAAGGCUUAUCUGGAUCAUCCUGGAUGCUGGGAAACAAUUGAUGACAAUCUUUGGUGGAUCAUCCGAAUACCAAUUUCCCUCUCUAUCCUUGUAAACUUCUUGCUCUUCAUUUGUAUAAUCCGGAUAUUGCUUCAGAAAAUGAAUUGCCCUGACAUCGGAAGGAGGGAAUCCAAUCAGUAUUCGAGACUGGCCAAAUCUACACUUUUGCUGAUUCCUCUCUUUGGAGUCAACUAUAUAUUAUUUGCUUACAUUCCUGAAAAUAUGCAUGUCCAAGUGCGAAUGGUGUUCGAUCUUGUCCUGGGCUCAUUUCAGGGGUUCGUGGUGGCCGUCCUGUACUGCUUCCUAAACGGAGAGGUGCAAUCGGAGAUUAAGCGUAAGUGGCGCAGGUGGAUGCUGCAGAGGUUUCUGGGGACCGACGCUAAGUACCAGCAACCCUCAAUGGGCAGCAAUGGCAACAACUCCAGCACCCAGAUCACCAUGUUGACCAGAUGCAGCCCGAUAACACGACGGGCAUCUGCUUAUCAGGAGCACCUCUCAGUAAUAUGAAAUGUUGGUUCUAUAUCUCUUCUUCCUGUGUACUAAGUGUACAACUUGCAUGUCUUUUCCUGUAAGAAAUCUUCAGGCAUUCUCAUAUUAGCCGAUCUAUAUUACGGCUGAGAAGGUUUACCUCCACAGAUGGAUGUGUCCAGCUGUUGUGGUCAUUCUGUUUUUGUACAAUUAUCUGUCUGUGUUCAAGUACUGGCAAAUGACAAAAAAAGAAAAUCAUACAACCGCCACCUAUGUUAUGAAAGGUGUGAAAGAGGGAUCCACUCUCAAGCUACGUUCACACCACCCUCGGCAACACGCAUUUUCAACAAAUUCCCACCUUGCUACGCACAUCUUUAACUUGAGCUCCAUGUACAAAACUUGAAGGUUAAACCAGGUCAAACUUUAACCAAUCAGGUAGUGACGAAUGGAAGUGCAUGGAGUGCCAACUUCAAGGAACUGUUUGAAAAUUGAUUGUAACUGAGGUUUGCUUCUGACUGGAAUUAUAUGACACCAAGUCUUUAUGUAUCAGAAUAGAGCUGUGAGAGAAAAACUCAGGAGCUAGAUUUCCAACUGGUCUUUUCCAACUGGUGGCGGACAUGCGCUAGUAAACAGUAGCAAAAGAAGAAGAGGAAGCCCUUCCCUGCCUAUCCAGUGUGAAUACCAAAUUCUAAAUGCACGUUCAAGAAUGUUGCGUGUUCUUGAACGUAGCUUAAGACCUGGAUUCUUCGGUGAGUGCAGGUCAGCAGGGUGUGGGUACAAGCAAAUAAGCAUAACUGGUUUUAGUUAAUGUUUCACCCUCAUAAUGGGACAGAUUGUGUGUGCUGUGAGUUUGUCUUCUUGCCUAUACUGAGAGAUAUUGAGGGAUUUCCUGAUCUCAAGGCUCUGUGGAGACAUUUUAUCUUUAUCAUAAUCUAAUUUUUAAAUGAGUUGUAAAAAAAAAAAACCUCAAAUUAUUUAUAAACAAUAUGAAUAUAUAGUGGAAGACUCUGGAUACUGGAGAAAAGUCAGUGUUCACAGCAUCAUUGUAGCAUCACAACUCUGCAGCGCAGGCAUGAAGCGUUUGUUGGUAUGAAAGUAGAUAAACAGAUAGAAAGGAUCUAUAAAACGCUCCAACCACUUGAUCAGUUUUUUAGAAAGUAAAAAAAAAGACUAUUUUAAAGAGUCAUCCAGAAAAAGUGUAUAUAACAUAAUGGACCAAUGGACAUCCAGUCCAGGCUGUGACAGUUUUAUACUGAGCAUCUGCUGAAAUACUGCCAGAUAACAUUCCACAUUAAAAAGAAAAAAGAAAAAA
This is a messenger RNA of Oryzias melastigma (Indian medaka), 2794 nucleotides long. Its product is annotated as vasoactive intestinal polypeptide receptor. NCBI's taxonomy places the organism in Eukaryota, Metazoa, Chordata, Actinopteri, Beloniformes, Adrianichthyidae. Gene Ontology annotation, biological process: adenylate cyclase-modulating G protein-coupled receptor signaling pathway; cell surface receptor signaling pathway. The record is from RefSeq and is a predicted model, not a curated record. Bases 187 to 1521 code for a protein of 444 amino acids. The transcript has 13 exons. Gene Ontology annotation, molecular function: peptide hormone binding; G protein-coupled peptide receptor activity; vasoactive intestinal polypeptide receptor activity. Gene Ontology annotation, cellular component: plasma membrane.